GAGGAGUCAGGAAGGAGAGAGAGAGAUCAGAUUUAUCCGGGACAGAAGUUCAGCUCCGCCGUCAAAACACGUCCGAACCGCCGGUCAGUCGAGCCCCUGGACCGGUGCAGGUUCAGGUUCAGGUUCCAGGUUCCAGGUUCCAGGCUCCAGGUUCCAGGCUCCAGGUUCCAGGUUCCAGGUUCAGGUUCCAGGUUCGGGAGGAGGAAGUUCCCUCCCGAACCUCCGACAGGUGUGUGCUGGCCACGCCCCCUCGCCGCCUAGCCACGCCCCCUCACCACAUCAGCCACGCCCCCUCACCGCCUAGCCACGCCCUUUCACCACAUCAGCCACGCCCCCUCACCGCCUCAGCCAAUCAGUGAUCUCGGUGGCACCAGGUGACCACGUCGGGGGUCGAGGUCCAACAGUGGAGUCAAGUCAUCCCAGUGGGAGAGGAACUCUUAUUGAUCCCUGAUCGGCUCCUGAUCGGCCCGUGAUCGAUCCCCUAUCGAUCCCUGAUGGGUCUCUGAUCGGUCCCUGAUUGAUCCCUGAUUGAUCCCUGAUUGAUCCCUGAGCAGUUCCUGAUCGGCCCCGAUUGAUCCCUGAUCGGCCCCUGAUCGACCCCUGAUCAGUCCUUGAUUGAUCCCCGAUCGAUGGCAGCUUCAGACGUCCCCGCCGAACCGCAUCCCCAUCAGACCUCGACUUCCCCCACUUCCACUCUCCCUCCGCGGGCGGCUAGCGGCCCCCCGACCCGCCACGCCUCGGUGGCCAUCGGCUCCCCGACCCGGCAUGACCCGGCAGACGAGCGCGACGGUCCGGUCCGGUCCGGCUGCAGCCGGCUGAGCGGCCUGCUGAAGCAGAAUCAGCUGGUCCAGUCCCUGAACCGGCUGCAGCGCCGCUGCGACUACGUGAAGAUCACGGUGUCGGAGGAGCGCGCCAACCGCCUCCCCAACGAGUGGUGGAAGACGGGCGUCGCUUUCCUCUAUGCCGCCUUCAACCUGGUCUUCACCACCGUGGUCAUCACCGUGGUGCACGAACGGGUCCCGGACAAGUCCGUCAGCCCGCCGCUGCCCGACAAGUUCUUCGACUACGUGGACCGCGUGCCCUGGGCCUUCACCGUCACCGAGGCCAACGGCCUGAUCCUGGUCGGGCUCUGGAUGGUGCAGUGGAUCUUCCUGAAGCACAAGUCCAUCGUUGGCCGCCGGUGCUUCUUCCUGAUCGGGACUCUCUACAUGUAUCGCUGCGUCACCAUGUACAUCACCACGCUGCCGGUGCCGGGAAAGCACAUGGUCUGCGCCCCCAAGCUGUACGACGACUCGACGGGGAAGGUCUGGAGGAUCCUGCGUCUGAUCUCCGGAGGAGGUCUGUCGCUCACCGGCUCUCACCUGAUGUGUGGAGACUUCCUGUACAGCGGCCACACGGUGAUGCUAACGCUAAGCUACCUGUUCAUCAAGGAGUACUCGCCCCGCUGGAUGUGGUGGUACCACUGGUUCUGCUGGCUGCUCAGCGCCUCCGGGGUCGUCUGCAUCCUGAUUGGCCACGAGCACUACAGCGUGGACGUGGUCGUCGGCUACUUCGUCACCACCCGGGUCUUCUGGUGGUACCACACCAUGGCCAACGCACACGAGCUGCGUCACGACCCCAACAACUUCCUGUCCCGGACCUGGUGGAACCCCGUCUUCAACUUCCUGGAGGGGAACGUCCAGUCCUCCGUCCCCCUGGUCUUCUGCUCCCCGCUGGGCCUGCUGUCCUCCUGCAGGCUGAGGUACCGCAUGGUGGAGGGCGGGAGGGACGAGUGAGGACGAGUGAGGACGGAGGGA
Cololabis saira (Pacific saury) is the source of this 1796-nucleotide messenger RNA. Its product is annotated as phosphatidylcholine:ceramide cholinephosphotransferase 2-like. Gene Ontology annotation, molecular function: sphingomyelin synthase activity; ceramide cholinephosphotransferase activity. Gene Ontology annotation, biological process: sphingomyelin biosynthetic process; ceramide biosynthetic process. The coding region runs from base 630 to 1775 and encodes 381 amino acids. Gene Ontology annotation, cellular component: Golgi membrane; endoplasmic reticulum membrane. The record is from RefSeq and is a predicted model, not a curated record. The transcript is spliced from 7 exons. Lineage: Eukaryota; Metazoa; Chordata; Actinopteri; Beloniformes; Belonidae.